Messenger RNA from Ectocarpus sp. CCAP 1310/34, 1730 nucleotides. The record is from the annotation of a GenBank genome assembly. NCBI's taxonomy places the organism in Eukaryota, Phaeophyceae, Ectocarpales, Ectocarpaceae.
AUGGAGUCUCUGGAGCACCUCCCCCAGGAGGCGGUACCACCCACGCGGGACAACCCCUACGGAGGUCAAGAGGCCAGGAACAUGGCAUACGCACGAACGAGAAGCUCGCAAGGGCAAGGGGGGCAAGCGUUCCUGAGAGCGGCUCCCACCGACCGAGCUCGAGAGAUUCCAUCGAACGAAUUCGUCUACGCGACGAGACGCGCCUUGGGAGUUGAAGAAUUCUUGGCGGAAAGAUGUCCCAGGUGCCACAGAGGCAGGGAAGGCGAGAUCAUCACAACGGUGCACGCAAGGACCUGUCGAAGGGAUGGAGCACAGGUCAACAUGCACGAGCCGUUAAAAUACGCACUAUCGAGAGCACUCAACGGCCUUCGCGUCAAACACGACGUUGAAAGCGGGGCACCGUUCACGGGGGAAAGAAACCUGAGCAUGGACAUCGUCAUCAGGCCAGGAGCCCUCACGAACGCAUCUUCUCCGGGGUACCGCAACAAAGGAAUACUCCUCGAUGUCACACACGCAGACCCGCAAGCACAGGUACACUUGCGGAACGGCAGCGCGACCAGCGAUGGAAUCGCAGCCCAAGCAUCCGAGGCGCGAAAGCGUCAGCACUACGCUCGUCCGGGACACGUGUCCUUUGACGAACGCAGCUUUAAACUUACCACCUUAGCCGUGGAAAGCUUUGGCCGCCUUGGAGAGGAGGGUUACGAGUUCAUCGAUGAACUUGCGACACAUGCCGUGGGAGGAAGGGACGGAGGAACGAUGGCUCUGAAAGGAGUCUUCAAGGAACGACUUCUUCAGGUCGUUUCGGUGGCUACACAGGUGGCCAUAUCUCGGCGAGUGCAGAGGUACAAGCUCGCAUUGCGCGGGCGUCAAGACGCCGAAAACAGGCGAACAAGAUCGACCUCGGACCAGUCAACGCCAAUGAUAUGGGGAUGGAGUGUAGACGCAUCGUAGAACGCGUUUUCGUUUGAAGUUGGCGUCUUGUUUGAGAGUAGAUGUGACAGAUUUGCGUAGAAUAGGGUAAGAUGUUAUCAUGAACGGAGAUGAAAGGGCUUUUCCAACACGGAGAUGUAGCAUGGAUCAAAGCAUUUGUUGGAUUUCAGCUUUUACAAGCGGACAUCAACGCAGUAGUAUUUUAGCAAGCUUACGAACGCAUAUAGGAUACCAUGAGGAUUGUCAUUGGUUUUAUUUCAAGUUGAAGGGGAGAUGUUUUUACGAUUUAAGUGACAGUAGAAAUAAAUCCUACAUAUGUUGUUGCACUUCGUUUUUUUUUUUUUUUGCCUUCCGACAAUUGCAGAUGUACCUCAGAAAACUUUCACUUAAUGUCUCAUACUCUACAUGAAUAUUAAACCAAUACGAAGUACAACAACAUAUGUAGGACUUAUUUCUACUGUCAUUUACAUCGUAAAAGUAUCUCCUCUUCAACUUACCAAUGACAAUCCUGAUGGUAUCCUAUAUGCGUUCGUAAGCUUGCUAAAAUACUACUGCGUUGAUGUCCGCUUGUAAAAGCUGAAAUCCAACAAAUGCUUUGAUCCAUGCUACAUCUCCGUGUUGGAAAAGCCCUUUCAUCUCCGUUCAUGAUAACAUCUUACCCUAUUCUACGCAAAUCUGUCACAUCUACUCUCAAACAAGACGCCAACUUCAAACGAAAACGCGUUCUACGAUGCGUCUACACUCCAUCCCCAUAUCAUUGGCGUUGACUGGUCCGAGGUCGAUCUUGUUCGCCUGUUUUC